AAAUUCGAUUAUAUUCUGAUUUUCCUUAAUUUUCAUAAUGCUUAUUUGAAGGAAGGAUCAAUUUCUCAAUUAUGAGCACCGGUGACUAAAAGCAUUAAAGCAAACUCUUUGUAUUGAUUAAGUUAGAGCUUUGUCAAUAACAAGUGAGAGCUUACAGAUGCUUGUUCAAAUCUUCGCUAAUGUCCGGGCCUGAAACGGAUUGUUUUAUAGUUAUUGGUGUAUCACGACCUAAAUUAGCUGCGAUCUUUUUUUCUGUCAUGCUGAUAUCGCUAUUUCUAACAUUUCACAUAUUGUACGACUCUGCCGUUUACUCAAUUCAGGCUGCCACGACGAUAUCAGAUGGUAAUAAGAUAGCAAUAUUAACAAAUCGAGUUUCACAUUUAGAUAACCAACCGAUCGGAUUUCCACAUCGCUUUCACUUUCCCAAAACGAGUCGGAAGUUACCUCAAUGUCUUAUCAUUGGCGUGAGAAAAUGUGGAACACGAGCUCUUCUUGAAAUGUUGAACCUUCAUCCACGCAUUCAGAAAGCGGCUGGAGAAGUUCACUUUUUUGAUCGAGAUGAGAAUUACAACAAAGGGUUAGAAUGGUAUAGAAAAAAGAUGCCACAUAGUUUCCGGGGACAGAUAACAAUCGAAAAGAGUCCAAGCUAUUUCGUGACACCAGAGGUUCCAGAACGAGUCCGCGCGAUGAAUUCUUCAAUAAAAUUGCUGUUAAUUGUGCGAGAACCAGUAACGCGUGCAAUUUCAGAUUAUACACAAUUGAGAAGCCAUGCAGCAACAUCUAUUUUACCAUCUUUAACUACUUCAAUCCAACAGCAGGCAUCACAAACAACGUCAUCCAUUUCAAGAACUUUUGAAGAGCUUUCAAUUCUUCCAAACGGAACUGUUAAUAUGUUUUAUCGUCCGCUUGUUCUUUCGAUGUAUCACCAGUUCAUUUUAAGGUGGCUUGAGAUAUUUCCACGUGAACAGUUACUAUUGGUAAACGGUGAUCAACUGAUAGAAGAUCCAUUAUCACAAAUACGUCGGAUAGAAGAUUUUCUAGGUAUCGAGCGUCGUAUUAGUCAACAUAAUUUCUAUUUCAAUGAAACAAAAGGAUUUUAUUGUCUACGAACAGAGAUGGGUGAUAGUAAAUGUUUACGUGAGACCAAAGGACGUCGUCAUCCUGAUGUCGAUCCGAAAGUGAUAUCAAACUUAAGAAAAUUUUUCGCGGAACAUAAUCAGAAAUUUUACGAGAUAGUAGGAGAAGACCUUGGUUGGCAGGAAGAUUGAAAAUGUUUUACAGUCUUAAUAAAGCUUUGAAAGUUUUGUUGUUUUCUUGGAUAUUUAUUGUAAACAUUUAGAUAGGUAACCGUGAGAAUAGUAUGAUAAGAAAUCUAAUAUUAAAUCAUGAUAAAACUGAAACUUAAACAUAUCAAGCAAAAAGCAAAACCAAAGAAGUUUUACACGCAAAUUAUAAGACAAUGAAGCUACGCAUGUUUUAUCAAGAAGCAUGUGAAAGCGUAAUCUUAAACAUAUCAUGAAAAAACAUAUCAAUUUACAUAUUGUUGCUUCGUCAUUCUUUUAUGGGAAUUUUUAGAAACGAGAAACGUUUCACAAACUUGAUUUCGGACGACGUGAGCUGAAAGUAAAGAAAAAA
Clunio marinus is the source of this 1635-nucleotide messenger RNA. NCBI's taxonomy places the organism in Eukaryota, Metazoa, Arthropoda, Insecta, Diptera, Chironomidae. The record is from the annotation of a GenBank genome assembly.